Molecule: messenger RNA, 540 nt
Organism: Colletotrichum truncatum
Lineage: Eukaryota; Fungi; Ascomycota; Sordariomycetes; Glomerellales; Glomerellaceae
Source: RefSeq, a predicted model, not a curated record
AUGGUGUGGACUCUGGUCGAACCGGGCGUCGCCAUUGUCGCGUCAAGUUUGGUUACCAUCAGGCCUCUCCUACGAGCUUGGCGACUGAACGGAUUCACCUCAACCGACCGAACUCCGGGCAUGAGCGGCAUGAGUGGGGGUAUGAAAUCAGGAACAGCACGGUCUGCCCGCCGCCCACCGGGUUACGGCGUAAGCGAUAGUGACAUGGACAUGGAAAUGGGCGAGAUGGCAAAGCACAGAGGCCAGUUCGAAAACAUGCCACGCCCGUCCUCGCGUCCUGGCUAUUCGUCACCCUUUACGCAAACCAUACCGAAAGAGAUGGACGAACAGCACAUCUCUGACAUCAUGACCCCGCCGAACCGGAGACGAGGGAGCCUCGUCAAGAGCGAAAUGUACAUUAUCGAAGGCGGAAAGUCGAGCGAUACCUGGAGAGGAGACAGAAUGGACUCGCCAAGCGCAUCGUCUGUGGAGCUUGAUGCUCUAGACGCUCAGAGUCAACACAGUGGCCGCGUCGGUCUUGGAGGGCGAAGGAAUAAUUAA